GCGAGAGCGAGCAGAUCCCGUCACCGUGCAAACCGGCGGAGCUGUGGGCGCAAAGCGGCGCGCGGGUGCAGUGGACGGGCACCGGGAGCUAGCCCAGUUGAGCGCGCUCAGUGUCUGAACCGCGACUUCACAGACUAGUGUCCACCCUACUUGCCAACGCUCCGGGAGCUCUCGGCGCCUGGUGGUCAGUGAACAGACGUCCCGGCUGCUGCGCUCCUGGCCCGCGAGGCGUGGCAGUCUCGGCCACCGACCCGGAGGGAACACCCUGCUGAGAUGGGAGCUGCCAGCAGACUGGAUUCCUUCAAGGCCUUGAACUUCAGGACUGUGCUGACAGUCAGCUGGCUGAUCCUGGUUCGCUUCCUUGGGGCCACGGCCACAGUGCCAGCAGAGUGCCCUGACCAGAACCCUGAAUUGCAGCCCUGGAACCCUGGCCAUGACCAGGACCACCAUGUGCACAUCGGUCAGGGCAGGAUGCUGCUGCUCACCUCUUCUGCCACGUUCCACUCCAUUGACAUUUCAGAGGGAGGCAAGUUAGUCAUUAAAGACCAUGAUGAGCCCAUUGUUUUGCGUACACGACACAUCCUGAUUGACAACGGAGGAGAACUUCAUGCUGGUAGUGCCCUCUGCCCUUUCCAGGGAAAUUUCAGCAUCGUGUUGUACGGAAGGGCUGAUGAAGGUGUUCAGCCAGACCCUUACUAUGGCCUGAAGUAUCUUGGAGUUGGCAAAGGAGGUACCCUUGAGUUGCAUGGACAGAAAAAACUCUCCUGGACAUUUCUGAACAAGACGCUUCACCCAGGUGGCAUGGAAGAAGGAGGCUAUUUUUUUGAAAGGAGCUGGGGCCACCGUGGAGUCAUUGUUCAUGUCAUCGACCCCAAGUCAGGCACAGUUAUCCAUUCUGACCGGUUUGACACCUACAGAUCGAAGAAAGAGAGUGAACGUCUGGUCCAGUAUUUGAAUGCAGUGCCUGAUGGCAGGAUCCUUUCUGUCGCAGUGAAUGAUGAAGGUUCUCGAAACCUGGAUGACAUGGCCCGGAAGGCAAUGACCAAACUGGGCAGCAAACACUUCCUACACCUAGGAUUUAGACACCCUUGGAGUUUUCUCACUGUGAAAGGAAAUCCCUCUUCUUCAGUUGAAGACCAUAUUGAAUAUCAUGGACACCGAGGCUCUGCUGCUGCUCGGGUUUUCAAAUUGUUCAAGUCAGAACAUGGGGAAUAUUUCAACGUUUCUUCAUCCAGUGAGUGGGUUCAAGAUGUGGAGUGGACUGAGUGGUUUGAUCAUGAUAAAGUGUCUCCAACUAAAGGUGGGGAGAAAAUUUCAGACCUCCGAGUUGCUUACCCAGGAAAAAUCUGCAACCGUCCCAUUGAUAUACAGGCCACUACAAUGGAUGGAGUUAACCUCAGCAUCGAGGUUGUCUACAAAAGAGGCCAGGAUUAUAGGUUUGCUUGUUACCACCAGGGCCAAGCCUGCCAGAGCUACCGUGUGCGGUUCCUCUGUGGGAAGCCUGUGAGGCCCAAACUCACAGUCAUCAUCGACACCAAUGUGAAUAGCACCAUCCUGAACUUGGAGGACGAUGUGCGGUCAUGGAAACCUGGAGACACCCUGGUUGUUGCCAGUACUGAUUACUCCAUGUACCAGGCAGAAGAGUUCCAGGUGCUUCCCUGCAAAACCUGCACCGCCAAUCAAGUCAAAGUGGCAGGAAAGCCGUUGUACCUACAUAUCGGGGAGGAGAUGGAUGGUGUGGACAUGAGAGCAGAGGUUGGGCUCCUGAGCCGGAACAUCGUGGUGAUGGGAGAGAUGGAGGACAAGUGCUACCCCUACAGCAAGCACAUCUGCAACUUCUUUGACUUCGAUACCUUUGGGGGCCACAUCAAGCUUGCACUGGGGUUUAAAUCAGCACACAUGGAGGGCGUGGAGCUAAAGCACAUGGGGCAGCAGCUGGUAGGCCAGUACCCAAUUCACUUCCACCUGGCUGGAGAUGUGGAUGAAAAGGGAGGCUAUGACCCACCCACGUACAUCAGGGACCUUUCCAUUCACCACACCUUCUCACGCUGUGUCACCGUCCAUGGCUCCAAUGGCCUGUUGAUCAAGGAUGUUGUGGGCUAUAACUCGUUGGGCCACUGCUUCUUCACAGAAGAUGGGCCAGAGGAACGAAAUACUUUCGACCACUGCCUUGGCCUCCUUGUCAAGUCUGGAACGCUCCUUCCCUCUGACCGUGACAGCAAGAUGUGCAAGACAAUCACAGAGGACUCCUACCCAGGGUACAUCCCCAAACCCAGGCAGGACUGCAAUGCUGUGUCCACCUUCUGGAUGGCUAACCCCAACAACAACCUCAUAAACUGUGCAGCUGCAGGAUCGGAGGAAACUGGAUUUUGGUUCAUUUUUCAUCAUGUACCAACAGGCCCCUCUGUGGGAAUGUACUCCCCAGGUUAUUCAGAACACAUUCCAUUAGGAAAAUUCUAUAACAAUCGAGCACAUUCCAACUACCGGGCUGGCAUGAUCAUAGACAAUGGAGUCAAAACCACUGAGGCCUCUGCCAAGGACAAGCGGCCCUUCCUAUCUAUCAUCUCAGCAAGAUACAGCCCUCACCAGGAUGCCGACCCACUGAAGCCCCGGGAGCCAGCCAUCAUCAAGCACUUCACAGCCUACAAGAAUCAAGACCAUGGGGCCUGGCUGCGUGGUGGGGACGUUUGGCUGGACAGUUGCCAGUUUGCUGACAAUGGCAUCGGCCUGACCCUGGCCAGUGGUGGAACAUUCCCAUAUGAUGAUGGCUCCAAGCAGGAGAUAAAGAACAGCUUGUUCGUUGGUGAGAGUGGCAACGUGGGGACAGAAAUGAUGGACAACAGAAUCUGGGGCCCUGGAGGCUUGGACCACAGUGGAAGAACCCUCCCUAUUGGCCAGAAUUUUCCAAUUAGAGGAAUCCAGUUCUACGAUGGCCCCAUCAACAUCCAGAACUGCACCUUUCGAAAGUUUGCUGCCCUGGAGGGCCGGCACACUAGCGCCCUGGCCUUCCGCCUGAACAACGCCUGGCAGAGCUGCCCUCACAACAACGUGACCAACAUUGCCUUUGAGGAUGUCCCGAUUACUUCCAGAGUGUUCUUCGGAGAGCCCGGGCCCUGGUUCAACCAGCUGGACAUGGAUGGGGAUAAGACGUCCGUAUUCCAUGACGUCGAUGGCUCCGUGUCUGAGUACCCUGGCUCCUACCUUACCAAGGAUGACAACUGGCUGGUCCGGCAUCCAGACUGCAUCAAUGUUCCCGACUGGAGAGGGGCCAUCUGCAGCGGACGCUAUGCACAGAUGUACAUUCAAGCCUACAAGACCAGCAACCUGCGAAUGAAGAUUAUCAAGAAUGACUUCCCCACCCACCCUCUUUACCUGGAGGGGGCCCUCACCAGGAGCACCCAUUACCAGCAGUACCAGCCAGUCAUCACUCUGCAGAAGGGCUACACCAUUCACUGGGACCAGACGGCACCCGCUGAGCUGGCCAUCUGGCUUAUCAACUUCAACAAGGGCGACUGGAUUCGAGUGGGGUUGUGCUAUCCACGAGGCACCACAUUUUCCAUCCUCUCAGAUGUUCACAAUCGCCUGCUGAAGCAAACAUCCAAGACGGGCACCUUUGUGAGGACCUUGCAAAUGGACAAAGUGGAGCAGAGCUAUCCUGGCAGGAGCCACUAUUACUGGGAUGAGGACUCAGGGCUGCUGUUCCUAAAGCUCAAAGCCCAGAAUGAGAGGGAGAAGUUUGCCUUCUGCUCCGUGAAAGGCUGUGAGAGAAUAAAGAUCAAAGCUCUGAUCCCCAAGAAUGCAGGUGUGAGUGACUGCACAGCCACUGCCUACCCCAGGUUUGCAGAGAGGGCCGUAGUGGACGUGCCCCUGCCCAGGAAGCUCCUCGGCGCACAGCUGAAGACAAAAGACCACUUUCUGGAGGUGAAGAUGGAAAGUUCCAAGCAGCACUUCUUCCACCUUCGGAACGACUUUGCUUAUAUUGAAGUGGACGGGAAGAAGUACCCUAGCUCAGAGGAUGGCAUCCAGGUGGUGGUGAUUGAUGGGAGCCAAGGACACGUGGUGAGCCACAUGAGCUUUAGGAACUCCAUUCUGCAGGGCAUUCCAUGGCAGCUUUUCAACUAUGUGGCAGCCGUUCCUGACAAUUCCAUAGUUCUCAUGGUGUCAAAGGGAAGAUACAUCACCAGAGGUCCAUGGACGAGAGUGCUGGAAAAGCUUGGGGCAGACAAAGGUCUCAAACUGAAAGAAAAGAUGGCAUUUGUUGGUUUCAAAGGCACCUUCCGGCCCACCUGGGUGACUCUGGAGACUGAUGACCACACAGCCAAGAUCUUCCAAGUUGUGCCCAUCCCUGUGGUGAGGAAGAAGAAGCUGUGAGAACAGCUGUCACUCUGGUGCCUCCCAUAGUAGACUAUAAUGGCAGGGCAGCAAAGGUAGAAUGGCUGGCUUCCCAGCCCCUGUCCAGCAGCUGCCUGGGAGGCUGUGCAUCAGCCCUGAUGGGCAAGGGAAGGAUAUUAGAUACCCCUGGUGCUGCCUUCUGCCCCCACUCAAGUGUCUACCUGCAGCUCUUGGGCAGUGUCGGCCGAUGCUGGAAGUCUUCUCUUUCCUGCAGCCUCUUGGGUGCUUCUCUCUUAUCCGUGCCUCUUUAGUGGGGAUGUGGGGACCAUAUGAGAAGACCUGGACUGUGCUGGCAGCAAUACUGCACUUUGGCAGAGCCUUGCUCACACAGUAGGUACCUGGAAGGCUGCACCACUCAUGGAUUCCAUAGUCACCAGCAGGUGUGUUAGGGAGUGGAUGUAGGGGAAAGAGCCCUGGUCUUAAGUAAAUCUUUGUUCCUAUAAAUGAGGACCAGUCUUCAUGGGAAUAGGAGCUGCUGUGUCAUCAGAGCUCCCCAAGAUGGGACUGAGUACCCCUGGGAAGAGGCGAGCCCUGCUUCUGGAGGUGUCCCACCUUUCAGGAGACUUUGGCUGACACACUGGGACUUGGUUCUAAGAAUCCAGAAGCCUAUGGUUUUUUACUUUGUACCCAAAACUCAGCAGUAGAUGAUUCUUUUCAGCCAUGUCCAUGAUGUAGGGCAGCCUGGGGCACCCAGGAUGGAGAGAAGAGAACACACCUUGUGGAGAGGGGUUUAGGGAAGUGGGUCAAACAGCCAGGUCUAAGUGCACUCUGAUUCCAGGCAAAGAAGCCCAAGAGAGGUGAGAUAGAGGUGAUGACAGUUGAAAGAAAGGAACAUUUGUACCUGCCUGGGUGGGUCUAGAAGGCGUCUCACCCCAGGAAGCAGCAGCACUUGCAGAAAGGAAGGGCAAGGCUUUUGUUGGACAGAGGCAGGGAGGCCUCUGUAGUGUUUCAGAGGUGGAGUCUUCCUGCCACCACCUGCUGAAGCUGGGUGAUGAAGGGUCACCCUUUUCCUUCUGCUAGCUGACCCACUUGUGACAGAGAAGCAUAGUCAGAAGGGAAGAAUGGUCUGUGCUUGUGAUGCCAAGAGCCCUGUGAAAUUCAGUCCCAGCCAGUCCCCUGAUGACUCCAAGUGAGUCAUUUGCACUUCCUCCAGGGAAUUGAGCUGGGAGACUCAGGAGACCCAAGAGAGGUCAUGUGUCAAUAAGCCUGCAACUUCAGAGCUGGAGGAUGUUGAGAACCAUCAAGUUCAAAGCUUUCAUCUCCCAGCUGGGGAAAAUGAAGCUCUGAGAUGGGGAAGAACCACACAGGCAGGGCAGGGCCCAGGGAGCCCACUCCCAGCACUUGUGCCAUACCAUAUUGCCUCCACAACCAGCCAGGAUGCUAGUACUCCUGAGUAGCUUCUGGAAAGGGGACAAGUCCCUUGAAGGAAAGAAAAGAAUCAGAAUAGAAUGAUUUUUAGCUCACAGCUGUUUCCUUCCUGCUCCUCUGCACACACAAACCUACCCUGUUCCUGGUGUUGUGGUCCCUGCAGCCUGCACCUUGCCCCCACUGCCUGCCAAACCACACUCGGGCACAUGGUGGCUGCAGGAACCCCCUUGGUGCUACCUGUUUCUGCAGUUCUGCAGGUGCAGCCCAGUGGAUGGCAUCAGAAUGUGCCAACAUGUUUCUGGUGAGCAACUUGGUUCAUGGUGGGGAUCUGAAGAACUGUUGGCUCCAGCCUAGGGUCUCUCAGCUACUGCUCAAUAUCCUGCUCUCCCCCUUUCCUACUUGGGAGAGAACUCAGAGAGCCCCUGGAUGAGGAAAACCUUUAUCUGUGGUCUAUACUUGCUCAUGAGGCACCAGGGUCUCCCUGGGUCUCACAAACUACCUUUGUCCCAUUUUCUGCCCCAAUUACAAACUCUUUCCAUUAAAGAGGGCUUGCUGGACUCUUUCUGCCCAGUUGCACCCAUGAGACUUGGUCCCAGAGCCCGCUCCAAGGCUGAGCCAACUGCCAGAGGGAUCAUUCCCAUUAAACUGGUCUUCCAGUUGCUGGGAGAUGACAAUGGGACCCUGUCUCUUAAGACAUGGCUACUCCAAAUGCCAAAAUCACAGGAAGGGCCUCUUUUGGAUAGAUGAGUGAUAGUAGAGUUAAAAUGACCUCAUGCCCUUCCUGUUUACAGUUUGGUUGAGUUUCAAACUCUUUCAAUGUAAGGGUCUCACACUGUGAACCACUUAGGAUAAGAUCACUUUCAGGUGGCCAGGAAUGUUGAAUGUCUUUGGCUCAGUUCAUUUAAAAAAAUAAUCUUUUGGAAAGUUCUCAGAGUUGUAUAUACAUUCAGUAGCACAGGAUCUGUACAUAAAACUUUCUCUCCCAAACCAUUCAGCAAGAGUCAAUGUCCAGGAGUUUUCUUGGUAAUACAAAUCCCCUUAUUGCUUAGAAAAUUGUUUUUGUUGUUCUGUUUCUAAGUGUUACAGUUGAGUAAGGCCUUUAAAGAAAACAGCAGUCCUCUAAAAUACGUGUCUUUUUCCUGUUGCCGAAAUAGCUGGUCCUUUUUCGGGAGAUGGAUGUAUAGUGUGUUCUGUAUGUAAACAUUUCUUGUAGGUGUCACCAUGAACAAAGAUAUAUUUUCUAUUUAUUUAUUAUAUAUGUGUUUCAAGAAGUCAAUGUCAGAGUAAUGAAUUGUCUUAAGUGUCAUGUUGGGGAUGUCCUUUGGACUGCUUGGAAGAAGUACCCAGAGCCAAGAGAUCAGUUCUUGUUCACAAAACCUUGCUGUACCAUGGUAAACACACAAAAGAUGUCACCAUGUUGUCUGCUUAUUUUGUUUUCCAUUAAAAUGGGCCUCACUGUAAUUCAGUUCUCUAAGAAAAAUAAGAUUAAUGAAAUCAUCCUGAGUCUUUCUCUCUUAUUUCUAUGGCCUAAGUCUCACGAACUAUUUCCAUGUCAUACUCCUACCUUGUUCCCAUCCCAAG
Molecule: messenger RNA, 7341 nt
Organism: Sciurus carolinensis (gray squirrel)
Lineage: Eukaryota; Metazoa; Chordata; Mammalia; Rodentia; Sciuridae
Gene: Cemip
Product: cell migration inducing hyaluronidase 1
Exons: 29
Coding region: 274-4371 (1365 amino acids)
Source: RefSeq, a predicted model, not a curated record